GAAUCUUGAUGUCUCGUGUCUUGGCUGCACACUAAUCACCGUGAGGUCGUAAAGCUCUUUUAAAAGAAAACAUUAGUAUUGAUUUUUUAAUGAUACACCGGGAGGAUGUUUGAUGUGUGGUGAUGAUUUCCACUAAGUGAGCCACAUACCGCCUUUACUUGUGGCGUUGAGGAGGAGCUCAGUUGUUUAUUCAUUCACGUCAGCCCCUCUCUCCUGCCUUCCCUUCCCUCCUUCCUGCUCCACACAACGGGGACCCUCCGUUGUAACUGUUUUUCCCACAUUAAAAUUAACCACAAUCACGUCGCCACCAUAAACCGAUUUUGGAAUCAGGUGAGUUGCUGUUUUCUGUCUCUAUCCCGUUGACGAUGAACAGGAAAUGUUUGUGCAGCGUUGACUUGUCCGGCCCGGCGAGGCGGAGGAGUGUUUCAACCGUAACUUAUUAAAUUCCUCCUGACCAGGCGAGAAAAUCUAUGCGCCGUAUGUAUGGCGAUUUUACAGCUCGUGCGUUGUGCGCGAGCGUCUUUCGGCGCGGUAUUCUCGCUAUUCUUCAAACAAAUGGUCGAUGUAGGUCAGUAACUACAGUCAAAAUGUCGUCUUUUCUUUUUUUACUUCCACAUUCUCUCAUGCCACAAACAGAUGGCGUCGAGAGAGAGAGAGGGAGAGAGGGGGGGAUGGAGAGAAUGUGGGAAAGAGGCUCAUAAAGGAGUAGGGGCUACACCAGGCCACAUUAGCCCGGGUCUAGCUGCCCCAUCACUAAUCUGCACCCAGCGCGUACGCGGAACCCACCUCGUCAUGCCAGGACGCGGGAGGCCAACAUGUCUCGCGUAGGCCUGUCUUAAAGAAAGUUUUCGCUGUUAAGUUUUUUUGGGUCUUUUCUUUUAAAGAUACAGCGCAAGUUUUGGGGGGAAAACAGCGUUUCUCGUUGUUAAGUCAAACGCUAGUUCUGGUCAGCGCUGCUGGCUUGUGUGGCGUGCUGACGAGAUCACAUUUCGGUCGCAAGCCAGUGUAGACAGAGUGGAUAUUUUGACACCGCAGAGCACCGGGAAGAUGCACUGCAGCAGAUAACCUGUAGCCCAGGCUGCUCGCUCCUGUGGGGGUGUAGGCCACCACAGGUUGGCUGACGGGCUGACAGAGAUCAUUGAUAGGCCACAGGUAGCCUCCCCUCGCUGCACUAAUGAGGGCAGGGCACAUCUCACACUGGCUGUCAAGGGAGAUGAAGGUCCUAGAUGUCUAUGUAUGUCUGGGACUGCAUCUUUAGUGCCAUUUUGUGCAUUUUUAAUGCAGAUCCAGAGAGACCCAUCAUCACCUUGUUGACCCCUUCCAUACCGGCCAUGCAGUGUCUCAUCAUGUAUGGUGCACUGCAUGCAGUGAGGCAGCAGCAUACUGUGCAUACCAGCUGGCAGCUUGAGACCUAUAGAUAUGCUGUGAUGCACUUUGCAGUCAGUGCAUUUCAGUUGCUGGCAGCAAUUAAAAAGACAUCUUCCCCUUGUGGUCCAUGGGUCAUCUGAUUGAUGGUCAUUUAGAUGGAAAUGUUCAAACGGCUCAGCAUCGUUCGUUAAGGUAGCACUGCCGCCAUGCUGAUCGUUAUUCAUGCUGCACAUCCACUCCAAAAGUGACCCAUUUCUGCUGUUGUGCGUCCCGAAAUGACACUUUGACUUAACUGGCUUAAUCAUCUUAGUGCCACAGGGAGUGCAGGGCGUCAACCAUGUCUGUCCAGCUCACUCUUCGCUCGUGUUACUGAAGCCUUUUUGGCAGGAGAACCUCUUUAGUUGGAGCUCUUAAAUUUAGCCGCCCCAGUCUUGUUUUGGCCUCCCUUUGUUGCCAUAUGAGUGCUGGUCAAGUGAUGCUGCUCUGAUGGUUCUCACUAGAGUCCACCUUCACCUCUGUAUUGUAAAGAGGGCAUUUAUUAGCUUGUAGUACUUUUUUUCCCCCAAGUUGUUAAGCAGCUGUAGUGGGUGACCAGUCACUGGAGUACUCAGCCUUCUUGAAUGCAGCUGUGAGCCGGUUUGACUUACACUGUUUGAGGAUAACAUCUCCACUCUGGAUUUGCAUGACGGCAUCUCGCCAAAUAUUUAUUUGCCUCACUAACGUGUCUCUCAGGUGGCUGUCGUUUUUGUUUUCUUUGGUGUAGUAUUUGUUUUCUUUAACCUCGUGUUAAAAACCUGUCUAAUCUGCUCUACUUUGAUUUUUGCGCGUGUGCUCCACGGUGAAUAAAACAGACACCGUGUUGAAGUUUUUGGACCAGACUUCUUUGUUCAAUGAGCUGAACGAUUGCAUGAGGAUGCUGAAGUAGUAUUUGGCAUCAUGUCACUUAUGAUGAUUCCUUAACUUGAUUCAAUAACAGCGCAUCAAAAAAAAUCACAGGAUCAACAAAAAGCACUGGCAAUUUCUCAACAAUUCAGGCUCAUACUUUGCCUGCAGGAUUUAUGCCUUCAAGUUUAACUGAGCAGUUUUUUAUUUCUUGGCUGGCCUGACUUGUACAGUUGGUGAUGAAUGAAUUUCCUCAAGUUUGGAUCGAUAAUGUGUUAUUAUAAUCCUGCUGCGGCUGCUACUACACAAUCUGUAUGCUACUCAGGGGAUCAUAAACCGUUCAUCCAUGGAUCAUCAGCUGCAGGGUGACUGUGCUGUACAGGGUCCAACUAAGCUCAUCUGCACUUCCAACAUGUUCCUUAAAAAAACAGAAGCAAUCAUCACACCAGUCUGAAAAUUAGACACAUCUAAUUAAGAUAGAUGAAAAUUAAGCAUUCCCUUUUUCUCUCCCUUCUGUCUUUAUCAGGAUGUGAGAAUAUAGCUGUGCUAAAAGCUUUAGAAUCGCUGAUGAUGGUGUCAGCACAUUGCAGCUCGGCUGUGCUGCAGGCAGGGUUUAAAAAAAAAGAGAGGCUGAUGUUUCUCGAAGCACAAAGGCCUAAUGUGUGGGGCCUGUUGGCUACAGCCAUGCAGAACAACCUCCAGAGUGAAUGCUGGUUUGUUUGUAUAUGUUCUGUUAGAGUAAUGUAUGCCUGUGUAAACGCCAGAAUAUCCAGACCUCCUGCUACUGUGAAAAACUGAUAACCAAUAAGAACAUUUACCAUCUGUUAUCUGAGUGUUUUAAUAAUGUCUAAUGUGGCAAUAAUAACCAGUUUUAUAAUUUCACAACAGACGACAUUUCAUUGGAAGGACUGGCAUCAGUUGGCAAAUUCUUAUUUAACGGCUCGUUUUUGGCCUAACAUCUGUAGCUAAUGUAAUUUAUUUAGACAUGCUAGUGGUUUGGCUCCUAGCGUUUGUCUGGUGGUUGAAACACAGGCUCUGUGUGUGUUCGUGUCAAACUAAAAUAUGGGGGAAAAAAUAAAAUAAGGUUGAGGAGACUGCUUUGAAACAUCACGUUCUUGGUUCCCAGAGUUGAAACCCUCAAUCGUCAGUCAUCCUGUAACCUCACCUUGAGAGUUGUUCUUUUUAUCUCCUUGUAAAUUAACAAACAAACAAAAAUUUCGACAGCUUUCUACUGACUGUAAUGUGACGUAAUACUAGUAAUACUACGAACAUCUUGGUAAUGUAGGUUCCUCCCUGAUAUUUCCACAAGAGCCACCAGUAUGUCAAACUUUUUGCUUGUUCUGUGUCUAAAUACCAAAUUGUCCUCUGAAUAUGUCAGGUGAUAUUGUUUCACUGACGUUCAUGGUCCCCAGUGGACGAUUUCUUCCAAUUUUAGUCAUCCACAGGCUUUUAUUCCAGUGGUAAUCUAACGUAAGAGGUUAAACGCUGACUGAAAUGUCUUGGGAGAAGUAAAGCAUAACUGUGAAGAAUUUGCUAGACUUCCACUUAAAGUGAACUGUAAACUAGUGUAGGUUUAUUGUUUGUCCAACAUCACCCUAAGGUAAAACUUAAAUUUUGUCAAAUAUUUUUGUCACUUAGUUCUUGUCUUUUUUUUUUAAAUUAAUGCAUUUUGAUCAUCAUAGGGCAGAAUUGUGAAUAUAUUUGCAUGUUUAAGGAGGCAGCUGUAGGAGCAUGAGCCCUGUUUCAGCUCCACCUUUUCUUGGUUUCUACAGUGAUGGAAAGUUACGCUGAGUCAGCAUUAUCAUGCUGCAGUUAAAGAUGCACAGAUACACUGUUUUUAAAUGGCUUAAAGCUUAAUUGAGUUUUCAAAUGAGCUUCAAGUUUUGAUGAAUUUAGGUUGCUGCUGGCCCCUCCUUGGAAGUCCCUCUUGAAUUGUCUGGGGAACAUGUCUUACAAAUUUUGUGUUGCUGACCUUCCUAAGAGAUUGUGUCACAAUUUCUUUCACAUGUCAGGGCUUGACAUUAACUUUUUUCACCAGGAGCACAUGUGCUCCUAAGUUGAAAAAGUAAGGAGAACACAAAGAACUUUAGGGCCACAAUGAAAAUUGAUCAAAUAAUGUGUGUCUUAUUAGUCGACGUAAGUACUAUUAUUCUAAAUCAAUUUUAGGUCUUUUGGUCUCAUGUGAUGGAAGCUAUUGAAGAAAAUGUCCAAAAUUUGCCUUUUAAAUUUAACACAAAAAAAUUUAGAGGACAAAUUAGGGAAAUAAAGAGGUGUGUCUUAUCGUCCGACCUUAGUACUAUUAUUUGAAAUCAAUUUUAGGCCAAUUGGUCACAUGACAUGGAAGCUAUUGAACAUCAACCAGUAAUUUAUUGAUUGUCCCUUAUUCAACACCCGAUGUUGACAGCAAGGGUGCUGAGUAGAUUUAACCGCACUGCUGUAGCUAUUUCCGGUUAUUGAGAGUGAGAAGACACUGGUAGAUCUGCAGUGAAUGUCGGUUGGAUGUACAACCUAACACUAGCUUCACCGCGGUAUUUACAUGAAAAAACAUUUGUUGCCUUGGCUUAAUUUUUUUACGGGCAUAUGUGCCUCUAAAUACAUUUUGCACACAUCUAUUUUGUAUCGCAAAUGCUAGUGAAAGGUUGCACUGUCGAGCCCUGCAUGUGAUAAUUUAGAAUGAAUCAGUUCUUUAGCAGGGGACGUCUUCUGUCCAACAAAAAAUCUUUUUUAAAUUGGCAUUUCCGUUUACAUGGAUAUGAUAAGGUUAAAGCAUACAGAUAAACAUUGGCUACUGACAUCUGUGCAUGGCUCAUUAUUUGCCCGUAUGCUGAUGUCAAUCCACAAGGCCGAUAUUUGACAUAUUUUUGAUGUUCAACUGUUACAUUAGUGCACCCCUGAUCACACGGCUUCAUGAAGCCUCUGCAGAAAGUAGUAAGUGACUCAUGUCAUUGACUAAGGAAAGACUUGAAUACUUUAAAGUAGCAUUAGAGUCCAGAGACAGCAUGUAAAGGAUGUAGAGUCUGUUUACUGCUGAUUCAUGUGCAAAGAACAGAAAAAAGUCUGUGUCAGCACCCAUUAACGUCAAUAAAUCUGAAGUCUUCUCAAAAGAGCAGCGGGUGUUUUAAUAAAACUCCAGUUUGUGAUGCUUAUUAAGUGCCAUGCCGGUCAGUUUGGUCUGACUGCAGGCUGUCCCUGCCAGCUUUUCAGUGUGAAGUCGCUACUAGUUGUCUGGUGAGUCAGUUUGUCAGUCAGUCCUCUCGAAUCCUGCCAGUUUCUUGGUGUGGAGUAAGAGUAGCUGUCAAACUUAUUUUUCUGCAGCGUGAAAACAAAAUACAUUGUACAGUCUGUGCACUACUGUAUUCAAACAAUUUGUUGUUAAAAAAGAAAUUUUGUCAUUAAGCCACAAACCUCAUUCAGUGUUGCCUUCAGGUCUCUGCGAGCCUCUCUUCAAUUAGCUAACAACCACUUUCCAGCAUAGAGCAGAGCAGUGGCCUAGUUCAUGCCCUCUUGAAUGUAAUUUUAGCUCUGUGUGUGUGUGUGUGUGUACGUGUGUGUGCGUACGUGUGUGUGUGUGGAUGCCUCUCUGUUUUGUCUCCUCCUUUUAUCGUCUCUGUUUCCUGUUCUCUCUUUCCCUCUCUGUCCUCUCACGUUGUUCCUGUGCCUCUGACAGUCAUGACUCUCUGCAGUACCCGGGUUAGUGAUGCUGGGGUGGUUACCCUGUAGUUUUUUUUUUUUGUUAUGGGCUCUGCUAUGACCCUGUUUCCCUGGAGGAGCGUGAGACUGUACAGCUGUUUGAUGACGGUUCUUUUCAUUGAGACCUGGUGUUCCUCAUCCAUUACUGGUGAGACAAGGUUAACACUGGGGUGGUGUAGCAGUUGAAUAGAAUAGAAGGAAUAUUUAAAGAUGAAAUAUCAGUGAUUUCUUAUGUCAGUAGAUGUAAGCAGAAAAUGCCUAUCUGAGGAAUAAUUGAAAAAAAAAGUCAAAUAUAGCCCCCACAGAGCAAUAGUCCCCAAAACUCGCCCGACUCACACAGUUCUGAGACAGAGCUGCUGGGUAUGCCAUGUAGGAGUAAAAGUACUGAGAACCGCUGGAUAUAUAAUAAAGAUGCUUGAGAAUCCGAUGCAAAAUAGAUUCAAUGUAAAAUCUGACUUUUGAUCCAAAAGAUGCUGCGAGGUGCAGAAUCUCAGAUGGAUUCAAUCUCAUGACAGUGGAUCAAUUUUCAAUUUUCUGUGGAAUAGGUUCAGAAAGUUCCCCUAAAACACACCUGAGUUUAAAGUAGGAGUUGGGAACAUUUCCAGACAUUCUUCAGAUUUUUUUUUUGUGAAAGGUGGACUGUAUGAGAUACUUGUUAAUGUUAAGUGUAUUACUCAAAAGUAAUCCUAGUCUGUUCAGUCCCCUUGAUUAAGAAUGUAUCAGAAAACUGAAGCUAGACCGUCAACCGCAGCAAAUGUGCGCACAAAUGUGCGCACAAAUGCACAUACAGAUCACCAUACCAUGGUUGUUUCCUAUCCUGGACUCGAGGCACCCAGAUGAGACGGGGUUCAUCAAGACGGAAGUCUAACCAAAGGCCCAUUUUAGUUUAGUUUUUCAAGGCCACGUGAGAGGUCUCCCUCUGCUCACUAAUGGACAUUCCUCUGUAAUCACAGGUAACCAUUGUUUGACUUCACAGUACAAAAUCCAUCACUGGUACAAAAGAAUUUAAAUUUUCUGAUGUGAUUUGAUGUGAAAGUCAAAGUUCCCAAACCAACAUUUCAGCAGCAUGAAAGUGGUGCUACCCAUGCUGUGUUUGUGAUCAUGUUUCAAGGUCUAUGUGGGGACCUCAUAUCUGAAGCUUCAGUUCUGCAUGUACCAUAUUUUUUGCACUUUAAGGCGCACGCACCUGAUUAUAAGGCGCACCAUCAAUGAACGCGUCUGCUUUCAUACAUAAGGCGCACCAGAUUAUAAAGCACAUUAAGCCAAACAAAACAGUCAGAUGAGUCAAACUUUAUUGAACUCAUUCAGUAACUCCGUGAGGCUACGGUAGCUGCAGUGCUCCAACGAGCCAAAAGGAUUUUAAGUGCGCCUUAUAGUGCAAAAAAUAUGGUAUUUGAAUUCUGCAAAAUCGUUAAAACAAGUAAGAUAAACAUUUGUCAUCUUAGCUCAAUCUUAAUCUUCAAAGGUCAUCACAGUGUAUUUUAAUAAUUCAAACACAUCACUUAGACUUUGGGCUGAAUCAUUGUAAAUAAAAAAAAACUGAGCGCUGAAUACUUGCUCUGAAAACUCUCCUCCAUUUGGCUUCUCUGGAUUUCUGAUUCUACUUGUGGAAACUGAGGACAGUCGGUAAAAAGCAAAGGUGUUGAGUUUGGUCCUCUGGAUAGUGAGUGAUGCAGACUGCAGCUGUGUGUGAACUGCUGGAUUCCUCUGAUUCAGAAAGGUUACACACCUGCUGCACCACCAGAUAACUUAAGAUCUGUCCGACAAACUAUCACAGGAAGUUCCUCUCUUCACUUCUGGUCUGCUUAGCCUUCUUACUAUCCUCUGUGCCCAGCGUUUCAUCAUCACUGUCAGAAUCACUAUUUUGUGUAUUAGUGAUUCUUGUGUCUGAGGACCUGUAGAGCUGAUUAGUGCGCUGCAGGCAGAGAAACACAUAUGCGUUGUGUUUGUAUGAAGACACGCUCGAGCCUCUUGAGAUUGAUACCAAAUGUUGCUCAUUUAUGGGGCGGUUUCUCAGAGGUGAGAAUGAAGCCGAGGAUGAUCUGCUGUAGUAAACGGUUGUGUAUCUCCUCCCUCAUUGCUUUCUCUCCUUGCUUUUUAAGGUGGCCGCUAAAAACAAUUUAAAACUCUGAGCAGGUUGGACAGCACGUUGUAGGAACCACUUUCCUCUCAGCAUAAUCCAGCCUUUAGAUUACACUGCUUCAUUUGGCAAAUGAGCUCUUGAAUCAUCUCUAAAUUAUGGGAUGAGAACAUUGUUAACAGCUUUACUUGAGUGAGCACAAUUUUUGGGAUGGCUUGUGAAAUUUAUUGGACAGUACAAACUGGAUUAGUAUCAUAUGAAGCGACUUUAAUGCACUAAAUACUUUGUAUGCUGGGGGGGGAAACUGUUGGCUGUGUCGUUUCAGAUUGAACGUUGAAGAUCUUUCAACUUAAUUCCUGAGUUCUUGGGUGUUGCAUUAAGGGAUUAUUUGGGCUCAUGUAGAUAAAGUCUGUCAUGCUGAAGUAUUUUUUCUCCAUAUAUUUCGAGUUUUGAACAUAUUUGAUGUUACAUUUGCUACCAGACUGACUCACUAGGUGCUUAAACCCUGUGAAAGCCUUCUGUUCAAUCAGAAACAUCAGGAAAACCAUUUCAGGAGUUUUAAAGUGAAGGAGGCGCUCAAGUCUAAAUCUGAGAACCCACUGUAAAACAGAGAGGAGAAGUGCUUUUUUAAAACACAGUCUCUCUGCUGAAGUUUCCUUGAGCAAGACACUACUAUACACCUCAGAAGUGUCUGCGGGGGCGCUGUUGUGUCACUGAUCAAUGAAAAGACAGUUUCCCUCCAGUGUCAGAACAUUAACUUCCCUUGUUUGAAUUUCCUGGGGACAGCACUUUAUUUCCCUCCUUGCAUCCUAUUUUGCAUUUUCACAAGUUCCAGGGGGGUCAGGGAUGUUGAAUAUCAAACCACAUGAGCAUUAAAGAAGAUCUGUGAGAGAGAAAUUGGUUAAGGGAAGUGUGGAGUGAUAGAGGAAUGGUGGGCAUGAUACAGGGAGAAAAAAGAUAAGAAGGAAGUGAUGGAAAAAGAGGGGAGCAAAGGGAGAGAAGGGGAGGGGAUGUAUCCAUGGAAACAUGAGGGGAGAGGGAGGGGGGUGAUGUAGUUUGAAACUGUUUGUUACAAAGCGCUGGAACAAAAUGAAAGGCCCACAGCAGCGUUAAACAGAACAGCAGGGCUGACGUGUAUCCAGACUCUGGAUUCAGUGGUUUCUUGUAUUCUUGAUCACUUAAUGCCUUUUAUUCUAUUAUUCUAUCGGAUCAGUGACAUAAGGGUGAAACAUGGCGGAGGUCAAAUGAAAUCUGGGACUGCUGUUUCAGUGCUGUGCAGUCGGUUUGCGUUGAUGACCUUGUCAACAUUAAACAGAAGCAGGCUCUUUCUUUUUUCAUUCAUAUAUUCAUAGAAAAGCUGAAGUACUAAACAGCAGGGUAGUCUGUGAAUGAAUGUGUACGCCACAAACUAUGUCCCCAUUUCCUUCUCACAUUCAAUAUAAGCAAAGGAACAGCAAACACAUCACUGGUUUGGGAAUUAAGGAUUUUACUCCCUAGGGACCUCUUUUCAUUAACACUUUAGACUCUAUACUUACCUAAGGCUCUGUAAAAAUAAAUAAGGCUAUCACCCAUCUGCCAUUUUCAUUUACUCUUAGCUUUGGUGCCCAUUCAUAGAGUGAUGAGGGUCUGAGAUCAAAACUUGAGUUCAAAGUAUCUACACCCGUCAGUAUGAAUUAUUUCUCCUUUAUUAGCACCAAUAGCAGAAAUGAAAAGUCAUCAGUGAUUGACACAAGUCAGUGAACACUUUUAAACUGAACACUGUUGAUUUGAGUGACCAUUAAGGGUAAUUUCUGAUGAUGUUUGUUGCAUGUGUGCUUCAACUUGAAUUAUUUCUGUGGGAGUGUAAUGAAAUUUUUGAUCAAUAAAUGGUGUCUAAUUUUUCCACUGAAAUUGAUGUUUUAGGGCUUUAGGAUCAAACAUGGGCUGAAAUGUUCCUCCAGUGUCUUAAGAUAAUUAGUUGGUGACUACAGAGUAGAUCAAGAGGACAGUGAUAGAGGAAAAACUGGUCCGAAAAUCUGGAGGUCAAUGGAGUGGAUGACCUUUGACCUCUUGGAAAGAAAAUGUCAUCCAUUUGAAAAUGUGCCAUAAUUGUCUGUUUCAUACUUAAUGCUCAUUCUUAAAUUUAUUUAUGGUCAGAAUUAUGGCGUAGUUUGGUCAAACUUAUUCUUUGUUCUUUGGUGGAUGUUUUUAUCGUAUUGAGAGGGAUUCUGCAGACACGGAUAGCCAAACUGAAAACAGAAGUCUUUGGUCUCAGCAUAAAAGACUAAAAACAACUAAUUAUUGAAGUAUUUGCUAGUCCAUAAAUCGUGAUUGAGCAUACUGAAGCUUAGGUAUCUUCUAAAGUCUCUAAUUUCUUUGUUGUUAAACAGAAAUGUAAAUAUUUUACCUGCCAACCGCCUGAAGGUAUGAAAAAAAAUCUGGAAACCGUCAUAAUUGAGCAUUUCUUUAAACACUGAUUAACACUAAGUAACAGUCGACACAUAAACAGUGGUUUGCCUAGUGCUGCUAGCAUUAGCAGAGCUAGCACCACCUGAUUUAGUCCCCCUUGCAGGUUAUUGCUCACGCAAAGAGAUGCCAUCUGACAUCUGUUCCAGUGUGGUAGAUGGUUAUAUCAUUGUGGCAGUCGUUGUGAGCACAUACUGUUGCUCCGGCUGGUGGCCGUGCUACAGCUUAGAUGUAACUUGUAAUCAGCUUUUGGAUGCACAGUAACAAAACCAUACAUGACUUGUUGAACCAACCAGCAGCGCUACUGCCAACUAGCAAAGGUCACAGUCUUUAGUCCACUUAAGCCACAAGUUUUCAGCAACCACUUCAAAAACCCAACAAUAAUUUCACCCUAAGAAACCACCAAGUACAUAAAAGUACAAGUUUUCAUAGCCUAUAACUCAAACUUUUUUUUUUUCUAUGUGAGAGAGACAUGUUGGAAAUUUUUCUGUCAUCAAGUCAUGAGCAAAAGGACAAGUCCCCUCAUUUAUUGGUAAUUACAUUAUCUAAACCACAGUGUGGUAAAUAAUUAGGAGAUUAUCAUGGAGAGCGAACAAAAACCUGAAAGUAAAACAGUGGCAGUUGGUCUUUAAGUGUUAAAAUGUCUCUUUUUAAAGUGAAACUUAACUAAAAUGUUGCAAACAAACUCAGACCUUUAAAAAAAAAAAAAAAAAAAAAAAGCUUUUAAAAAAUCUGCAACAGCGAGCUGCAAGCACUCACAUCCAUUCUAGUGUUAAAUUUCAUUUGGAUUACACGGUCAAGAAAAAUGAGUUUAAGCGCAUCAAGGAUGUGUUGAAAUAAGGUGUAUAUUUAUUUUCCAGUACCCGCUACACGUAACUCUUAAAUAUAUUGAUGAAGUGCACAAACAGUGAUUGGGAUUAUAUAAAAAACAUGUGUCCACACAGAUCCCACAGAAACGGCCUAUUUCCUUAAAAGCGUAUAAAUCUGAGAUAUUGGCCUAUCGGUGCUCUGUGGAUUUCUCACCUGUGGGACAGUGUCAUUAACACUCUCGUAAGUCCUGUUUGGUCAGGCUCUAAUGGCAGCAGCUAACAGUGAAUCUAACCAGCCUGGACUGUUGAUUGGAAGAGGAUGCUGUUGGUGGUCACACUCCUCAUAAAGCAUACCUGAAAAUAGUGACUGUCUGCAGCUGUUAGCACCUUAAACACUGUGUAGGAACAGGGGGAUUAUUUGCAGAGCAGCCUGGAGCACUUCCUUUAUUCACACUUGAUGCACACCUGGAUUAUGGCUGUAAAAAAUACAGUUCAUGGUGACAUGUGUUUCAGCUAAAGCCUCACAGCAGACACUAGAGCUCUGCUGCUGUUUCUGAAUAAUAAAUAUCAAAGUAGUCCUGACACAGUAAUAUAAUGUUGCCUUAAAUGUUUUCAGAUAAUAUGUUCUAAACUAAAAUAAUAACAAAUGGCAUUUAUUUUUUUAUAGAGAUGCUUUAAGGGAUGGCUGUGGCUCAGAAACAGAGUCGGUCAUCUUUCAGUCUGAGGGUUUAAAACCAGGUACCACCUGCAGAAAUGUUCUUGGACAAGACACGUGACCCCAAACUGCCCCCGCUGGCUACAGCAGUGUCUGCACGGGAUAAGUUAAUACUGAUCUGCCAUCAGUUUAUGAAUGCAGUGUGGAAGGGUGAAUGUGACAUGUAGCGCUUUGAUGAGGAAUCGUUACAGAAACAUAGUCCACUGACCAUUUUACAUAGUCCAUUAAACUUUGACAAAUUCAUGCAUAAACUGGAUACAGACUGUAGCAUUUGUUUGGUGGUGGGCCCCUAAGAUUAGACAACGUCCCCACAAAAUGCUUAUGUGCCUGUUCUUCUGUCAGUAUAGCAAAUAAUCAUGAGCUGUUGUACAUUGAGGUUCUGAGCAGUUUAGCUGAAUAAAAAACCUGUGCCUUCCCCUCAAUGUCUUUUUUCCCCAUCUAUGAACACACACCAUACCUGAAUGGACACGAUUUCACCCUACAAUGGUCAACAUCAGGAUGCUGAACUGUUAUGUUACUGGUCCUGUGUGUGAGAGUGCAUGUGUAUGUGUGUGUGUGUGUUUUUGUGUACGUGUGCUGGCCAAAGAGGCCUUAUGAAACCCACAGCACCAUUCUUCUUUUUCGUGUUCCUCUUGCUGCAGCCAUGUUUGUGAAACCACAAAAUAGAGCCAGAUAGGUUUUGUGCUCUUUUUCUCCCUCACUCGCUCCCUAUUUUUUCUACCUCUUUCUGUUUUUCUCUCUCCAGCUCUCUUCCCCUCCCCCUCUCUCUGUUCCCCUUUCCUCAUCACUCCCUCUCUCUCUCUCUCUCUCUCUCUUUCUCUCUCUCUCUCUUUUUUUCCUCUCUUGCUCUAGGUUUCCAUCAAGCUUUACCCCUCCCUCCUCUCUCUCUCUCUCUCUCUCUCUCUCUCUCCCUCUCCCUCCUCUCUCUCUCCCUUUCUUUCUCUCUUCCUCUCUCACGUUGCACACUGCCCCUCCCUCCCUCUCGGUCUCGCUCUCACGUUGCUCCCUGCCCCAUCUCUCUCUCUCUCUCUCUCUCCCUCCCUCUUUCUCUCUGUCUCUUUCUCCUUUUUUUUCUACCUUUUUCUCUCUCUCUUUUGCUCUCCCUCUACAUCCUCCCCUCCCCCACUGCUGCCUCUCAUUUUCUCUCCCCCCUCCUCUCCUCUCUCACUCCACCAUUUCACUCUCUCACUCACUUGCUCACUCUCUCACUCACUCACUCACUCACUCCCCCUCCCAUCCCUGUUCUCUUUAUCUCCUCCCCUCCCUCCCCCUUCAAUCCCUCUUUCAUUCCAUGCAAUCAUCUGUUCUCUCUCUCUUUCUCUCUCUCUCUCUCCCUCUCUCUCUUUCUGCUUCCUCUAUUACGCCCCCAUUUUGUCCUCUGCUGUUUCCCUCUCUCUUCUCUUUCCUCCAUGUUCUCUCUAUCCUGUUGUUUACCACACUUCCCCAUGACAUUUAUGCCACAAACUUCUUUAAAAAAACUGUUUUCUAUCUCUGAAAAAACAACAUUUUCACAUGUUUGGAUGUAAACGUCUCUCCCCAUUGUAACCUCAUUAGAGCCAUCACUCAGUGGCACAAAGGCCUUCAUUAUUUACAUAGACUCAAAUGGAAACCCCUGCAUCCAAUAGCCAUCCGCCCUAAAGUUAGUGGUUUACGGUGGCAUGGUGUCUUUCUCUGUUUGUCCAUAUUCAACAAGUGGUUAGGUCUCUGGUCUACCAAACAACCACAGAUGACGGUCUUCCUUGGAAACCAGAUGAAUCAGGUGGCAGCCUCACCUCUCAUGCUCUCAGACAGGAUGAGCCUAUAAACCCAUCUGAAAUGUAAUGCAAGUGUUGCUGUUGUUACUUCAUGUGAUUUGACGGCCUGUUUAUUGUCUGCUUCAUUGAUAAAACCUCAAACCCACAUACCUGCCGAUGUAACAAGGUGACACAGGAGUUAUACCAGGACUCCCAUGGUGCAUUUUGGAACUAAACGUUGAGUUUAUCCCCAUCAUGCUAGUGCUAUUGUUCAUUUGUACUUUUCCCCCACAGUUUUUCAUGUGGCCUCUAAAUAUAACAAAGAAAUUGAAAAUGCUUUCCACGAUUUUGACUAGCUCACAAGAAUUAAAAACACAAAGCUGCAAAUAGUUUUGUAAAGUUUGAAGAAACAGAUUAGAUUUUUUUUCCUUAAAUAAAAAAAGGGGGCUCUAACCAAACAGUUCAGUGUUCACAGGUGUCAGAAACACUCCUCACAAGAGCUGUAAUGUGGUAACGCUGAUAUCUGUGUGAUCAGAAAAACACUCAAAGCUAACUACAGCUUUCACUCCUAAUCAUAAAUUUAUAACAUAAACCAGUAAAGGAGACCAAUACAAGGUACUUAAAAAUAAGGGGCUUUGCUCUUUUGGCCUUUUUUUAAUAACCAGAGCCGUCACACCUUAAAGCAAGUGACAGUGUUGCAAGGGUGCGCCGACAGUCAGUCAGUCAGUUUGGCUAUCAGUAGACCAAACAUGUCAAAAAGUUCCAAUUCAUACAGUAUGUGUUUAUAUUCAGAGCGAAUAGUGUGAACUGGACAAACCAUCAAACUGCAGACAACCUGAAAAGAAAAAAGGAUUGAAGUGUGUUUGUGAGUUUGUCGUCGAGCUGUUGAAAGCAAACUGCUGUGAGCUAAGUUCACAGUCAAUCUUCCAGCUGUUGUUAUGAUGGAAGACUGACUUUUUUUCUACGUGUCAGCUCAUUAGAGGCAAAAUAAUCUGCCUUGUUGUGAGCUUUAAGCAAUACAGUCUUCUCUUUGACUGUGAUGAUGACCAGUGUGGGGAGAGUAGGGGAUGACAUGCAUCAAAUCCUAGCAAGACUAUCUAAACAUUCAGAAUCAUCGUCAGACAGUCUGUGACAAUAGCAGCACUUUCGACAGGGCACUGCUUUUCGUUUUCAAAAAAAUGAAUUUCAAGUUUCAUUGUGUCAAAUAUCAUUAAUGCAAAAAAAGUGCAAAGAACCACAGAGGUCAGUCUGAUCUAACUGAUAAACUAAAGCCUUCAUUCAGUUUUUUUAAGAGUCAAGAAUCCAACCAUGAUCCUACUUUAUAGAACAAUUACAUGAAGUUUCAUAAUUGUUUGCAGAGAAACUUCUGACCUCAUCUCUGCUAAUUUAUCGGUGGAAUGAAUGAAAGCAGAAUCUGUUGGAAUAAGACACAGUUGUUCUGGUUUUCUUGCGCUUGUUGGCGGUUUAAGAGUAGUCGACCUAUUUGAUAUCAGCAAGCACAUCAAAAAGUGCUUCAACAAAAUCCCCAGUAUUUAAAUCCAGAAACCCGCCAGCACGGCAGUCAUCCAAAGCUGUAUCUGAUAAUCAUGUCAUUUCUGGUCACAUUGUAAACAGCGAAAAUAUGGCAUUGAAGAAGGCUUUGCCAAAAUACUUAUUUGCCAACCGUCUGAUAAUCCAGAAGCCUUGAAAAGUUGGCCAGUGCUCCCAGAGACUGUUUGGUUUCCAGACAGCAGCCGUGGUUUCUGAGAUAACUUCUGACCAAACCGCCUUUCAGAGGUUCUCUGGUAGACUUCUCAGGUUGAUGGUUUCCAGCUCCAUCCGAACAAUGUCAGACUUGGGCCAUAACUCAGAUUUGUACAUAAUAGUUCUCAAUAAAAGACUAAGAACAAACAGCUGUUAACACCUCACACUGGAAUAAACGUCAGAGAUGUUGAGUUGGGAAAAGAGUCGCGUGAGCAUCAGCUUCUGGAGUUGAGAAUGAGAGGUGAUGAAGUCACACUUGCUGGCAUGUUGUGGAGCUGUGAAUGAUGGUCUGGGUAACUUCUGUUGAUGAGCAAUGAUCAGACGACAUUAAGAACUUCUUCCUGCAGUAAAGAAGUUUCAACCAUUCAAGAAAGAGAUUGUUAAAGACAGACAUUGAAAGUGAAACCAUGCAAAAAAAAAGACAGUGGAGGGGAUUUUGUUGACUACAGUCUGCAGAACGUGUCAUCUGUUGUUGUAAACACCUGGGUUGUGAUUGUUGGGAGUUAUGAGGUUGCUGAGUUUUAUUUUGUAAGAAAACUCAGACUAAAUGAUCUUUCAGUAUUUGUCAUGAAGUGGUUACAUAAACCAAGUUUGAACAUAAACUUUUGGAAAUAUAGUUAGUUACCUUUUGAUGUAGCUUUGUACCACCUGAUAAUAAGAUUAUCAAUCAAAAAGAGAUUAUAGUCAGUAUACACAGGGCUGUGGGAUUAUUUGAGCCUGAGUUUAUAAAUCACAGCUUAUCAGCAGACAACACUCCUUAAAAUUUCUCCAGCCUACCUCUUUGAUAUACAGUGUAGAUGAUUUCUUUACAUUGACAUAGAAGACCUCGUAGGAAAGCAAAUUCUGGCAAAGCUGCAAAAUAAAUCAUCCAAUUAUUUGCUAUAAUGAUCUCUCAAACAUUUGGCUGGUAAAAUGUGGUGAUAUCUCCAAGUCUUUGGUCCCGAACCAAAAUGCAGUCCACGUUAACAAAGCUGCAAACAAAAGAGUCAAGAUCAUAUAAGAGACGCUGAGUCACCUGAAUUUUCUCCCUUCAUUGUUAAAGAGAAUUUCAUUUAUGAUUUAUGACAAAUUGGCAUUGAGACUUUAAAAAUGCCCCAGAGAGGUUUAUACCAGGACUCUCGAUUUGUUUCCUGUGUAGAGUAACAAGUUAAUUGUCCCUGUAGAAGAAACUAUGAUAGGGUUUAAAACAGAAUAUAUUUAUGAAUAUCCUUUUAUAACCGAUCUGUAAAAUAGUUCAGAAAAAAAAAACAUUCAUUCCUUAAAAAUGUUCAAACUGCAUUCAAGUUGUUUUCUGCUAAUUUAUCUGUGUUUUGUAAAAAGGAUAAGGAAAAGGAUGGCUUUGGCAGCUUGCUUGCCUGUCAGAGGUGACGAGGGUGUUACUGUAUUAUCAGUGAGUGUUUAAGAGAUGAUUUCAGCAGAGACAAAACACCCCACAUUUUUUGUUUUAUUUCACGGCUUCUCUACAUCGUCCUGCAUCAAUGUGUGAAAUGUGUGAAGAGUUUAAGCGAAAAUAGAAAUGACUGCAGAUUUCAUUGACUCUCAGGCUUUUCUCUUGUGACGAUCCAUCCCAGCUUUUAGAUGGUGACUUGAACUCAUUUAUUUAUAGAGUUUGGUGAGUGAAAUGGAGGUAUGGUUGAAGCAGUGGUGCAGGGUUAGCUGGAGCUGUGGAGGUGAGGCCCAAUGUGAUUCAAGACAGGUCAUUUCCAAAAGUGAAAGCCUUACAGUACGGAAUCAGUAGUGAUAUCUAAAGAGUUUGUGUUGAUAUUUAGAAUUUUACAGUAUUAUAAAGUCUUGCAUUCAUACAUUAAAAUGCCUUGAGAAACUGUUUGAUUAAAGUUGAAACUAUUAGCAGGAUGUACAGUAGCUAGCAGUACGCUAAAAAUGUUUUCCCUUGGAUGAAAUGGGGAAAUCCACGCCCCCAACCCAUUUGAUUGGUUCCUGCAGCAUCUCUUCUUCGCCUGUUGUUUUUCAUCCUCUGAUAGGAAAGGGGGAGGGAGAGUUAUAUGCUAUAGUAGGGGUUAGGGUGAGGUUAGUAAGGUUAGGGUUAGGGUUGGGGUAAGGGUAAGGGUUAGUGGUGUCGAUGUAGUGAAAUUUAAAAACAGGAGGGGGCGUUUUCGAGGUAGAAGUGAGAGACUGUGUCGGAACCAAUCAAAUAGGUUUGGGGCGUGGAUUUCCCUAUUUCAUCCUAGGGAAAAAAAUCUCGCUAGCAGUACACUAGAUAUACCUACAGUACAGUUAGGUCGCACAAUCACAUGUUUGCCAAUCAGAUAGUGUUGUGGGCGGGACUUUGGGAGACACAGAGUUGUAAAUGAAAAAAAGACACACUGGUGGCAAAGCCAAAGUAGCACACUCUUUAAUUCACUGAUAGUAUUGGUGAUGAUCACUAGAAUAAAUCACCAUUACAGAUAAUCAGCCAAAUCCCAAAUAUUGGCCUGUAUAUUGGCCGAGGCUGAUAACUGGUUCACCCCGACUACCACAAACAAAAACAUGGGGCCCAUUAGCUUGAGCUGGUCAUCAUUAAAUUUAUGCAACACAAGCUGUUCAUAGUGUCAUCUGCUGCUUUUUUAAAUUUCCCAAAUUAUUAGCUGAUAGGCCGUUAUCUGUAAACAUGAUGAGGAUUGGCAAAAUCGGAUACCAGUGCACUCCCAGUAAGCCAAAGUUUUCUGUUUUUUGCAUUGGAAAAUUAUGGUGAAUUCAGGGUGUUACAGUUGCGGUUAGUUUUUUCUGAAUGAGGGAGUCACUUAAUGGAAAUGAAUCCAAUAUAUAGUGUAAUGAAGUGAGUUCAAUAAACCAGAGCCAUAGAAAGGAGGGCUCGGUUUGUAGUUUGAAUGCUUUCUUGGGUCGACAACAUCACCACAAGUCUUCUGGGCAUCCUAAAUGUAGGUCUUGUGUGUUGAUACUCUUCUUCAUCUCACAGGGAGAAAUGUCAGUCAGUUCCCGAUUCACUUUAGACUGUUGGCCCCCAUCAUUUACAGCUUGGUAAUUUGGUGCUAUUGUGUUGUCUCAGUUUCAUCGUUGGCAGGAUGUGUGUGACCUUUGUGGACUCGCGGGCCACUCUUGGCUCUGCCUCACAGCUCCACAGUUAUCUCAUCGCCCUAACUUUACGGAGAGUGCGUGCUCGGGUCGUGAGAAGACGUGAAGAGAGAUGAAAGUCCCCCCCACACUGGAACCUCCAUGUUUCCUGAGCUGUCAAUCAGCGACCCUAAUUUGUGUGUGUGUGUGAGUUUAAUCGAGGCAGCGAAAAGCAGGAGAAACAGGCCUGUUUCAUUUGUGCUAAGAAGCAGGAAAACACCUUUUACUCUCUCUUGACUCUCAUUUCAUCUGCUUCUUCCCUCCAUCCAUCUUCCAUUUCUCUUAUUCUUUUACCGCAUUCUGCUCCACUCCUCCCAUCCCCCUCUCUUUUUCUCCUCUCUCCCCCUCCCCUCUCUUUUCCUUCAGUAUUCUCUCCUUCCACUCCCUCCCUCCUUCUCUCUUUCUCCAUGUUCUCUUUCUCUCCUUCAUUCGCUCAUCUCCUUGUCAGUCACCUCUCCUCCUCUUCUACCACACACUUCUCCUCCUAAGUCUGUGCAGGAAACAAUCUUCCAACACUUUUCCCUACUCAUAAACCCUGCUUGAUAAAUGAGAGGGUGAAAACAGAGAGGGAGGGGAGAGAGAUGGAGGAAGCAGAAAAGGAGAUAGAGGGAUAAGCAGAUAGAGGAAGAGAGACAGACAGGGAUAGGCAGAAACAAAGACAAAGAAUGACUGACAGAGAUGAAAGAGAGGAGGAUGAGAGAGGCGGGAGGCUGCUUGGUGGAUCUAUAAUUUCAGCUUGAUAUGAUUUUGAUUUUAUUUUGCUGCUGAGUGCGACUUUGAGCUCAUUCAUCAGACACUAUCAGGGAGCUCGGUUCACAUUUGUACAAGCUAGUCCUUCUUAAAACAUGCACACGCUCAUUUGUUGGAGGACUGUUUGUUUUGUGUCUGGUGUCACUACCAAAACUGUGAGGAAAAGGAAGAAGAAGAAGAAGAAGAGGAAGAAUAGGAAGAGGGUUGGAGGCGGGCAGUUUAGGCCCCGCCCCCUCUCUUCCCUCACAUAUAAAUUGGAGGUGAACAGAGCCCAUUCUCACUCAACACUUGCACUGAAGAAUGAGAUCCUUAAAGCACCUGAAACCUCACAGCAGGAGGAGCGUGGUGAGUUUCAUGCUAGCAUGUAAAGUGCUAGUUUACUCUCAGGUGGAUUUAACCACAGACAGCUAGGAAAAGCGCCUUCAGAUUGACUCUUUGUAUCUUUGUUCUUUGUUUUCAACUUGCUGUUUGCAGAUUUCGUUAUGCCAGUGCUUUAACUCAUUAUCGCCUCUUUUGGAGCUCUUAUCAACUCUUUCUCCAUACCUCUUUCUCUCCUCCCUUCCUCUUUCUUUCACUUCACAGUCUUUAUCUUUCAUUCUGUCUGGCUCUCAUUUUGUCAUUUUCUUUCUCCUUCUGUCUCCUGGUUGCUCACUGCCUCCCCUCCCUCCCUCCCUCCCUUCCUCUGUCUCCUCGUAUCUUUCUUUCUCUUUCUUCCUCUUGCUCUCUUUUCACUGCUGCCUCACACUCACCCUCUCACUCUAUCACUCUGCUCUCCCUCGCUCCCUCCCUUUCCCUCCCCCCUUCGUCUCCUUAUCUCUCUUUCACUCUCCCUCUACCUUUCAUUUUUUCUCUUUUGCUCUCCCCUCCCCUUCACUAGACUCAUGCCUGCUCUAAGCUCUUUCUCCCGCUCCUCUCCCUCCCUCCUUUCUCUCCCUCUCUCUCUCUCUCUAUCUCUCUCUCCUUCCUCGCAGCUUUUUCCUCUCUCUCUCUCUCCCUCCCCUCUGUUCUCUCUCAGCUCUCCUCUGUUUUUGUCUCCUGCUUUUCCAUUCUCUUUUUUUCAUUUCUUAAUCUUAGUCAGUUUUUCUUCCUCUUUUUCCCUUCUUGCACUUGAAUGUGACUGUGUAUGAGUAAGUGAGUGUGUGUGUGUGUCUGUGUGUGUGUAAGUGUGUGAGUGUGUGGAUCAGUAGGCCAUCUAAUCCCCAAAACGCACACAUACACACACAGAAACCUUACAUGGUAAGCACUCUGGAUUAGAUGGUGUCUUUCAGAGUUCCUGUAUCUCAGUCACUGGGUCUGAAGGUUUUCCUCAGAUCGUCUUGAUUCUUGUUGACUUCUUGUCGAUUCGGGGUGAUUUCAGUCUCUCUGGGAGGAAAUUCUUUGUGUUUUUUUUUUAAGCAAAGUAUCCUCUUUAAUGAUGCAAUAAAAGGCUCUUUAGUGUCAAAGUCUCUGUUUCCUCUCAGUGUUUCUGCUUCUAUCUCUCCUGACAACCAGCUCCAGGAGAUGUUACGAUUGGACGAUGAGGCUGGACACCUUAUUGUCCUUAUUGGGUCACUUUUAUCAGAGACAUGAUCUCAUUGGAGGACAGUCCGUGAUAGUUUGGCACUGGGACUUGUUAGUUAUUACUUUUCUACCUCUGUAUCAUCACAUCAAGCAUUCGAAGUGACCAGCGUCGGCUUGUUUUGAAGCUGACAUUCACAUCUUAUGUGUUCUUCGCAGUUUCUUUCUGAACAAUAUUCGUCUUACAUUUCAUGCAAGAAAUUGUUUGACACAACUGAACAAAGCUUUGCUCAAACUCAGAGUGAUUACAGAGAAAAUGCUCCCCCUUUUAUUUGCUUUCCCAUCCAGCUGUGUAGAAUAAGUCACAACAAACCGACUUUAUCUCUAAAGAUGUUCAUAGAGAUCUAGCAGCCUGUCUUCAUUGCCUCCCUGUCAUUCUCACGUCUCCCCUCUCUGUCUCUGUGCGUCUCUGUUGCAGGAGGAGGCGAGCCGGCGCCUGGGUAGAUGUGAGCCCAAGGUAAUGGCCAGGCUGGUGGACAUAGGCACACAAACAGAUCCGGUAGUUGUGCUGUCCUUGGCCCAGGCCGCCGUGCUAGGUCUCAUCUCCCAGAAUGAAGUGUUUGGAGCUACUAUUGCACCCAACGGCUUCUACACCGGCGAACCCAAAGAGUCCCCUGCACCACCAGUAGACGGAGUCGACUACGAGUACGCAGACCAGCUUAUUGGAGCCAACGGAGAUUACCUAGGAGAUAAUUUGGGAGAAGACGGACAGAUGCAACCCAGCUGCAGCCAGAGGAGGUGGCAGCAGGGGCCGCCGCAGCAUCCCGAUGGGAAAAUGGUCGUCCCUGAUCGUCACGGCCUUCAAGGCGGUGACGUGUCCUCAUCCCACGUCAAAGGGGAAGUAGUGAACUCUGGAAUGUCCUCCUGCGUCCACAUGCUGAACAAUAUGGCUCCCAGAGGUGGAUUAGUUCAGGUGGAUCCAGCCACCCUUCGAGGCACCAACAAGAACUGUGCAGAGUGUGAGCGGGAAGCCUCCAGCCAGCAGCAACCCAACACACACGUUCACCCUCCUCCUCCACCUCCUCCUCCUCAGGUGGGCCACAGAGGAGCGGAGCAGGGCCAUAGAGGACUGCAGGGCCAGCGCCCGAUGGGCGGCCAUGGCCGGGGAGGCAGAGAGGAUGAAGAGGAUGUAGAUCACCAGGGUAACAAUAUGAUGAAGCCCUCGCAGCAGGAUGAGGCCAUCAGCAGCUACUUCCAGACCAGCGAGGUCGGCAGCUAUGAUUCAGGGGAAAUGGGCAUGGGGGGCGAGUACGAAGACGGCAGCCAGAGCAUGAUGUGGAACGACGGGAGCGGCGGAGGGCAACACCAGCAGCCUCCACAUCCGCAGCCUCCACGGAGACAUGGCGGGCGCAGGGUGGACAGAUUAGAUAUCAACAUCCAGAUUGAUGAAUCGUACUGCGUGGAUGUAGGCGACGGUCUGAAGCGCUGGAAGUGCCGCAUGUGCGAUAAAUCAUACACCUCAAAGUACAAUCUAGUAACGCACAUCUUGGGCCACAACGGCAUCAAACCGCACGCCUGUCCUCAUUGUGGAAAACUCUUCAAGCAGCCGAGCCACCUUCAAACCCACCUACUGACUCACCAAGGUACUCGCCCUCACAAGUGCACCGUCUGCAAGAAGGGCUUCACCCAGACCAGCCACCUGAAGAGACACAUGCUCCAACACACCGACGUCAAGCCCUACAGCUGCCGCUUCUGUCGCCGUGGCUUCGCUUACCCGAGCGAACUCCGAGCACAUGAGGUGAAGCACGAGCGCGGGCGUUGUCAUGUCUGCUCCCAGUGCGGUAUGGAGUUCCCCACCUACGCCCACCUCAAACGCCACCAGACCAGCCACCAGGGCCCUCACACCUUUCAGUGCACCGAGUGCAAUAAGUCUUUCGCUUACCGCAGCCAGCUCCAGAACCACCUGCUGAAGCACCAGAGCCCGAGGCCUUACACCUGCUCCCAGUGCGGCCUGGAAUUCGUACAGCUCCACCACCUACGUCAGCACUCGCUCACUCAUAAGGUACUAACACGACAGCCGGACACUCCCAUUCCUACCCAGACUUCCUGAAUGUUCUCAUAUGCAGCCAUACUGAGCAUGUUAACUGUACAGACUAGACAGGUCAGGGUUAUUCUGGAAACAUGAAGUGAUGAUAGUGGAAAAAGAGAGCAAUCACACAACAAAGAGGCACUGUUGGAUCACCCACUGAGGCUACCACACCUCUGAUGUGGUUCAUCCUCCGUCCUUUACCCUCUGAGAGCUCUGAGGCUUGAGCAGUCAGGUGAGAGCUCUCACCCUGGCAUUGAUCUGUUUAAUGUACUGAGUCCUCCUCUGUCUUUAUUUUGGGCAUUUUUGUUACUCUAACUUUGCUAAUGUUCCAGGAGACACGGUCGAUGUUGGUAGUGAGGGCUAAAUGUCAAAUUUUUACACAGAGUUAAUGGCAACCUGUGUGAGAUUUUUUAGGUGGCGUGAAAAAAAGUAAAGCUUACUCAUCAGCAGUCAGGCUGCACGAUAUUGAAAAAAAAAUAGAGUUGUAUUUUGUUUUUUUUCUGCAACAUUUGUUGUGAUACAGAAAACUGAACUCUCAUUUGUGAUCUUAGGCAAAUUUUCUACUUACAACACAAUAAUAAUUAUAAAAAUUAUUUAUAUAGCACUUUUAAAAACAAGAGUUUACAAAGUGCUUUAACAUGCAAGAAGAUAAAAACAACAUAACAACAACAAGAGAACACUUGGGGGGGAAUGUCACAUUACUGGCAAUAAAGAAAUAAAAUAAAAUAAAAAUUGGUGGAAGACGUAAAAGCUUGGAUGAAUGUCACGAGCAGAGACGUCAUUAAAAGGAAAACAUUUAAAUGAAGACAUUAUAAGAACCUGUGAUACUCAGCCAACACAGGAACCCAAUCACAAAAGCCUGAGACUUUUAGGGGACUAUUAUAAAACAUGAAUAAGAAACGUAAAAGGUUUUAAAGAAGACAAAUUCACAUAAAAGCAAGUCUAUAAAAACGAGUUUUAAGACAUGAUUUAAAAGCUGCGACUGUUUCUGCACACCUGAUCUUCUCGGGGAGGUCAUUCCAAAAUAAAAGUAACCUCUUAUUUACACUAAUUUUGGUUCAGCCUUUUACCAGCAACUAUCAGGCCAGCAGAGUAUAAAAGGUGCUGUGCAAAAACAGUACUGGUAAACAGUGCUGAAGCAUGGUAUAUAAACUGAUAUUAAAGAGUGUUUUCUGGCUAAGAUAGCUCACAGUUUGCUGCUUUUUCUUUAAUAAACAUUACCUGAUUAAGCAACAUUGUUCCCCUGAAUUCAAACUACCUCCAGACAGCUGUUUUCAUGACUGAAUAAUCACCAGCUUCUCUCUGGUAAACUGACUGCUGGCUAAAGCUUCAUUUGACUGCUUGAACAGUAAUGCCCAGACCUCUAUCUUCAGGUAAAAAUGUGCAUAUUGAAUGAGAAAACAUUGAUUGUAUACAUGACAUUAUACCCUGAUUUAUUGCAGUAGACUAAGAUUUCAGCAUUGUGUUUAUUGCAAAAGCUAAUAUUGAUAAAUUUGCGGUUUAUUUUGCAUCUUUAAUCAAUAACAUGUAAAGGAAGACUCAUGGCCCGUAUGAGGCUUCUGUCAUCGUAGUAAUAACAGGUUUGGAUUAACUGCUCAACUUUAGUACAUCGUCUCAAUGAGUUUCUGUCUUUGUUCAUGUGGACAAAUCCCAGAAGUGUAACCAAAUAACACUUGAAUCAGCUCUACAGAACACCCUCUCCUUUAAAAGUAUACUUUAAUAUCUUCUGCAUAAGAUGUCAUGAUAUUACAACCUUGAUACUAGAGAAGCCCCUCAGAGUGAUUUCUACAUCCCCUCUGAAACAGAUGCUAAAAAUGAUCUUUACAGGAGAGGGAAUGAGUUUAUAGGAUAUCUGAAUUUCACAGCACAGAUUCACAUUUCUGUACAUCCACUACAUCUCUGUGUCCUCCUCAUUAACGUCCACCUCAUUUAGUCCUCAUCUGACUGAAAUGUCUCUAAUUGCUCUGUGCCCCCCCUCCCUGUUCUGCGCACAUACACACACACACGCGCGCCAUUGGAAGAUAGAUGAAGAUGCUGAGAGAUCACAAUUCAUUUAAUAAAACUGCAGGCAUACCUUUCCUUUAAUUCUCUCCCAGUUUGAGACCUCCAUGAUAAAUUGCCAUUUCAAGAACGGCCUCACAUCACAUCCUGAUGUUUCUCUGAAUCUGCUCCCUUCAUUUACUCUGAACAGUGGAUCAUUGUUUUUGCUUCAUAUUCAAGCCUCCACAGUUAUGAAUGAAAUAUCAGCUGACUUCCUGAAGAUUUACCUUAAUUUGAUUACUCUCAGCGGAACAAAAAUCCUAAUCCAACUCUAUUCUCCCAGCCAGUAUUCUCCCUUGUGGUUUAUGUUGUAGCAUGCCGUCUGCUCACUGCUCCCCCUGGUGGACGUAAAAAUACCAACAGGUUUGUUUUGCAGACAGUAGGAGGACUGACAGUUUGACAGAUUUGUCUGUUUACUCUUACACUGACUGUCGACACACCAGUGACCUGUUAUACAUAUUUGUUCUUCGCAAUAACCCAGAAUCCAGUUAUCCAGACCCACUUUUUAUGUCUGCUGACAUUCACUGCAGAGUGGCGUGUGUGGUGCUGCAGCAUAUUCAGUCAAGCCUCCAGGCCUGAGCUGCUGUGAAUCGUCUGCUCUUGUGACCCGCUUCUCUGUGUUUGUACACUUCUUGUCGCAUGUGCGGGAAAAUACUGGAGCAGAAGAAAACAGAGAGCAAGACGGAUGUUUCUUUUUCUUUUUCACUCCUAUAUCGUAAUCCAUUUUGUACCUACUAAAGCUCCAGUGGAUUCUGUUGUAGUCAAACGAAUCGAGUUUACAAUGCUAAAGCUGCACAGCGUUCUUCUUACACUGACACAUCCAGACCAGUUGUUAUACUUCGGCAAGUGGCUUCAUCCCUAUUGUUCUACGAGCAAGUCUUUAACAUAAUUAUGACAGCAAUGGUUCAAUAUUAUACAGACUAUAUGAUAUGUAAUGAUACUGUGGAUUUGGAGAGUUUCAUCAUGGCAGACCACUGCAUGAGCCAAGCCAAUUAGCUUACUGUUUACAUUUUAGAGAGAGUCAUUUUCAGGCAAGUGUUUGAUUUUGAGACAGUUGGGUGAAGCGGACAAAGAGAUAUUCUUUGAUUUGAGUUUCUUUGAUGUUUCUGUUUUAAAGGUUUUAAUGAGAGAUGUCCUGGCUUUAGAUUGUUCAUUUUUGAUAUGAGAGGGAUUAAGAAUGAAUGAAUGAAUUUAAUUUAUUUGGUUAUACAUUAUGUUAAGGCUGCAGGAUAUUGGAAAAAAAUGACAUUGCAAUUUUUUUCAACCCUGCGAUAUAUAUUGCGAUAUUAAAAAAUCCAUGAAUUUUCACCACAUAACCUGAAUAGCACUUUAUGUUAUUAUGUCAAAGCAUAACAAUUUGUGUGAAUCCAGAACUACCAAAAACAACACAGAACAAAAUAUUAUAUAUGUACUCUCUGAUGUCACACAAUAUCCUCCACACAAUCAUGAACCAAAAAGGAGCAGGCUGAAGUCGAAAGGCUUAUUUAUACCUCUCCUAAACAAACCAUAAGAUAUCCAGAAUAUCAGCAAACAGAAAAAUAAGUAAAGAAUAACAAAAUACAAAGCAAAAACACAGCAAACUAACUCUUACUCUAAAUUAUAGUCCUUAAUUAUUUUAUCUUUUAAAGCUUUUUUGAAAUUCAUCAUGUUUCAUUCCAUAGUUUGGCUCCCAAAACUGACACACAUCUGUAUUUUACAUUUGUUCUCACUAAGAAUGACGUAUUAUGAGUGAUAUUUAACUAACAAUGGCUGUAGUAACCUCGUAUGGAUUUGAAAUGAUAGUGUUGGUUGGUGUCUGACUCUGUUCAGCAGUCUAAAGUCGUCCUAACCCCAAAACAAGCUAGGAAGCUCUUCCAUGUGCUGAAUAUGACAUGGCUAACAUAAAAACACUUCAUUGUUUGUUUCACAAAAUCUAACUGUGAAAGAAAAGUCUUUUACUAAACACAAAAACAUUUUCUUCCAAUAUUUUUGUGUCGUAGAUAUAAUACCCAAAUAAUAAAAAAAAGACCUGUUGGAUAAUCCUACAGGUAAUUGUUCCAGAAAAGAGGAAAAUUAACAUUUUUAAAGGCUAAUAAAUGAUGUCAGAUUACUGGCAUACUUGAUGAUACCCAAUACCAAGUUUAAGGCAGAAUAAGAAUCGUUUAAACUAAUAUCAUUAUUAGAGCGACACCAGUGAGACGCCAGAAAAGUAAAUGGUUUAAGGUGGUUAUUGUAACAACUUAGUGUUCAGGGUAUUAAACAACAGCAGUAGUUGUUGUCUUGAGCUGAGUGUAGCUGCAGCCUGAAAUGGGUCAGCAUGUAGGCCGGACCAGCUGCUUAACAACAAACAAACAAACAAUCCUGCUGUAGUUUUUUAAAACAUAGGAAUUCACCACUUCUACCUGUCUCCUAUAUUUUACUUCAACCCGCCUCACCUUGUAUCUCCUUGAACUGUCAUCGACCUUCACCUUUUACUAAUUUCAGUGAAAUUAGUGAUAAUUGAUGGUAAAUUUUCUUCAUUUGAUUGAUGAACACUUCUCCUCUAUCUGGUCUCUUUUAGGGGAUGAAAGGUCACAAGUGUGACGUGUGUUCCCGGGAGUUCACCCUGUCUGCCAACCUGAAGAGGCACAUGCUGAUCCACAACAGCGUCAGACCCUUCCAGUGUCACGUCUGCUUCAAGAGCUUCAUCCAGAAGCAGACGCUAAAGACCCACAUGAUCGUUCACCUGCCUGUGAAGCCCUUCAAAUGCAAGGUGACUCUUUGAGAACCCUGUUAAUUCGUAGGAAAUGUAGUUCAAGGUGAAUUUUGACAGACAGGAUGGUUCUGUCAUUAACCAGAGGCUUUGAUGCUAUCUCCACAUGCAUCUGUAAUCAUGUGCAAGAUUGGUUUAAAGGCUAUAAAUGUUCAAAUUUUUCCUUUUCCAGGUCUGUGGCAAGUCUUUCAACAGAAUGUACAACCUGCUGGGUCACAUGCAUCUCCAUGCAGGCAGUAAGCCCUUCAAGUGUCCUUACUGCACCAGUAAGUUCAACCUGAAGGGAAACCUGAGCAGACACAUGAAGGUCAAACAUGGGAUGGAUGUCUCACCAGAGGGACAAGGUGAGGCCUAAUGGAGAAACUCUAUGUUGCUCUGUACUUUUUCCCUACUUUUUUAUCUACUUUUUGUCAAAGAGGAUUGAAUGUGUUUGCUCUUUGACUAAAAUACCAAUCUCACAUGUACAUUUGAGUGGCGAGGCAGCUUAGUUUAGCAUCUGUUGAAGCAGUAUUCAGUGGGCUUUAACCCAGCGGGAAUUUGAGAAGACUUUUUAGUGGUAUGUAACAAUAAUCCACAAAGUUUCCUGACAUGUGCUCUUCAAUGUUGUCUUUCUUUUUCAGAAGUUCUUCCAGAGAUGGAGAGCCAGGGGGAGUAUGAAGGACAGAACUUCAGCUUUACAUCACCAGACAAUAUGGACAAUGGUGGCUCCCAAAACCUCACCAAACUCACAACAGCAAACAUGGAGGACAUGGAGGAAUAUUACAAUUUUGGGAAGGAUACGAGCAGCUACACCACCCCCUGAGUGGUGAUGAACCAGUUAUUUUUUUGUUUGUUUCUUUGAUUAUUUUGAAGGCAGGAGGAAAUUAAAGAGUUGUUACGGCUUUGAGAGACACUGGGGAAAGGUUUUUUCUUUUAGUUUUUGGCCUCCUUCCAGUAGAGCCAGAACUGCUGGACUCUGAUGGGAAGCCAGGAAGGAGACGCACUUCUAAGGAGACGUUUUCAGCUCUGUUGCUGAUAGCAGAGACACUGAAAGUGUUGAUGCGGUCCAGAGCUCCUUUUUUGGGAUUAGGGAGCUUGCCAACUCAAAGACUCUCACUGGCGGACAGUCGAAUCUGUAUGUCGUGUGUAUGUAUCAGCUACUUUGAAGAAAAAAGUAAAACGUUUUAGUUGCGAAGCUGUCAGUUACAUUUGAUGUGAUCAAAAUUUGUUUACCAUUUUGCCAUUUUUGUCGUUCACAACCAAUGUAUGCCCUUAUAUUUUUGACUGAAAGUGCCAGAUAGAAAGAUUUACAACUAAGCUUCCACCGUGUCAGCUAUUUACUCACUGUAUAUCAAACUUUUGAUACAUAAUCACAACAUAUUCAUAGGUUUGAAUGCUCUUACUAAACAGUUUCUAAUUGUAGUGACCCUUUCCUGCCCGGCUCUUGGUUAAAGCAGACUACUCCUCUGAUGCGUUUGUGCUUUUUGCACAGGACAUUGCAGCCUUACUCUUGAGCAGGCACUUACCACCUGUCAAAUGUCGGCUGAUAGCGGAAAACAUUGUUACUGACAUGUAAAACCAUAGACAUAAUUUACAUAGACGCCUCAUAGACAGGGGCUGCCUAUCGGAGCUGACGUAUCAGCGUGGCUGCCAUCUUGGAUGGGUCCCCCAUGUGUCCCCAGUGCAUUUAUUUCUAUUGAGGAAGGUAGGAAUGCCCAACUAGAUUAAUCAUAACCCCAGAGAGAGAUGUGAAGAUGUAGCUAUGACACUGUCACACUUUAAAAAUGCUCCAAAUUAUUUUUCAAUCUAACUUGUGAAAUGUAAUCCUAGGGGGAAUCUAAUCCUAGUGUGAGGAUACCCAUCCAAUAUGGCGGUGACGCUGGAUUACGCUCCAGCAGGUAAUGAUGCGUCUGCGUAUAUUAUGUCUAUGUGUAAAACCUUUUCACUGUACAAAGGAUUCUUCAACAUGCAGUGUGUUGACCUACUGUUUUUAUUUCACAUGGUUUAGCUUUACAUUCAUACCCAUACCUGUGUAGUGAGUAUACUACUCUAGUUUUUUGAAUCACAGAGUGAUCAAUACAAAGCACUUUUUCAUGAGACCUGACAUUUUUUCUGUGAACUCAUUUGCAGGUGGGGGAAACUCGAUUGUAGAAUCGCUUGAACUCGCCAAACAGCAAUAUCAAUAAACACAAACAGAUAUGCUUUCUCUGCAGGUUUAUUUUCUUGUAAACUGCAGUUUCCUUCAUACGGAUAUUUCACAGUUAAAAGUUUCAAAAAAUCAAAAUGAAGAAUGAGCAGUUUGGACCAAGAAUCAGCAGUUGGGGUUUUUUGUUUGUAGUUUCAGCACUCUAAAAUCCAGGGUGGUCUACACUUCACUUUCAGUUCACUUCAUCCAGAAAAAACACAGAAAUAAAGAUCGGACUUCAGCUGUCAACUAAAAAGGGGGAAAAUAUCUUUGAAGUCUUGUUCCGUACUUAAUGACUGAAUUGAAAGUGGACUGAGACUCGUCCUGCUCUUAUGAUUCUGUGUUGGGGAGGACAGUCUGCUCCCCCUGUCCUGCCAUGCAGGUCAGCCUUGUUAUGCAUACUAAACCUGAGGAAUGGUCUUCUCAUUCUUUUUGGAAAGGAGGAAUAUCAAACCGAGACCUCAUGGAGAUUAACCAUGAAUUAUUUAAUAAAGGUUCUCUAGUUUGAAAGA
Molecule: messenger RNA, 30320 nt
Organism: Xyrichtys novacula (pearly razorfish)
Lineage: Eukaryota; Metazoa; Chordata; Actinopteri; Labriformes; Labridae
Source: the annotation of a GenBank genome assembly